Molecule: messenger RNA, 1804 nt
Organism: Nasonia vitripennis (jewel wasp)
Lineage: Eukaryota; Metazoa; Arthropoda; Insecta; Hymenoptera; Pteromalidae
Product: box C/D snoRNA protein 1
Exons: 7
Coding region: 179-1252 (357 amino acids)
Biological process (GO): maturation of LSU-rRNA from tricistronic rRNA transcript (SSU-rRNA, 5.8S rRNA, LSU-rRNA); snoRNA localization; box C/D snoRNP assembly
Cellular component (GO): pre-snoRNP complex; nucleus
Source: RefSeq, a predicted model, not a curated record
GCAAUGGUGACUGGUGAGGGAGGCCGGAGGACUGAGGACUAAAGCCCGGUGGUGCCACCACGUGGGCGAUUGCGAAACGAAACGCGUCGUCUGCACUCAUAAUCAUAUCAUCAGUGUCAGCUAACAGCUUCCUAUACUGACGCGGUGACGUUGAGCUCCUCCUGCUCCGCUGUAAACAAUGAAAACAGAUGAUAGGAUGACGUCCACCAGUGAAAAGCUGGAAACUUGCGAAGUGUGUGCGGCGAAUAAGGCAAAAUACACUUGUCCCAAAUGUGAGGUUAGAACGUGUAGUCUCACGUGUGCAAAUAUACACAAGCAAGAAUUAGAAUGCGACGGGAUACGUGAUAAGACAAAGUUUAUACCGCUGAAUUCGUUUACAGAUUUGGAUUUGUUGAGUGAUUAUCGUCUGUUGGAGAACAUUGGAAGAUCAGUGGAACAGUUACAGAAAGAUCCUGCAAAAAGGUGUACGCGGUUGAUCGAGCAAAAUCUACCUCCGCAUUUCUAUAGGCUAAGAGCUGCAGCUUAUCGCAAGGGUGUGGAAUUACAUUUUAUGCCUCAUAAUUUUAGCCGACAUAUAGAAAAUACCACUCAUUUGGAAUGGAAAACUAAUGAAAUAUUUUGGAGGGUGGAAUUGAUUUUUUCACAAGCAGAAAAUGCAAAAUGGGUCAUAGAGAGGGUUCCUGAAAAUAAGAGACUUUCAAUUUUAUUAGAAGAAAUUUUGAACGGUGAAGGUUCAACAGAAACAAAAAGCAGCGAUGCAUCAAGUCACUUAUCAGUGCUUCAAAAUAAAUUGAAGUUUUAUCGUGCUUGUGGACUAUCAGGAUUGAAAGCUUUUUUAAAAGCUGAAAGAGUAAAAAAAUCUGACUCUAGGUUCUUCGACUUGGAUCUGGAUAUGACACUGCAAGAAAAUUUAAACAACAAGACUAUAAUAGAGUUUCCAAUAAUUUAUGUAGCUUUGAAGGAUCAUUCAGAUAUGUUUGAAAUUAUAGAUAGUGACGAUGAAGAAUUAAAGGAGAAAGCUGAGAGGCACUCAAAUAGAAGAAACAAAUUGAAUCGCAAAAGGAAGCAAAUGGACGAUCAAGAGAAUUCUCCUAAGAUAGACGUAGAUUCGUCUGUUAAUUAUUUCUUCAAUGGGGACAUUUCAGAUUCUGAAGACGAAUUGUCAUGUCCUAGUCUAGAAAGGAAAAGAUAUAAGAACAAUGAAGAGUUAUAUAUACCAGAUUAUAACGAAUUAGUGAAAAUGCAACAAUGACAAAUUCCAAGUGCUGUUCAUAUUUUUGUAUGAAUUUUUAUUGUAAAUACGUUAUUUUUCAUAGCUACAAGAUCGAACUUUUUAUAAAUAUUUUAACAUCAAAAUAAGUUCAUUAUAAUACAUAGUCUAUUGGUUUCCCUCUUAAAGACAUUGCAAUCACUUCCCUUCAAAACAUUGACACAACACAUUCUCUUAUGUAUAAAAUUAAUUUUAAAAUAAGCUAUUAUAGUAGCAUUUAUGAAAUUUAUUUCCAAAACUCCUUUGUAAAACAUAGUUCAAUGGAAUGAAAAUAGUGUCAUCUGGUAGAAAAAGCAAUUCGUAACAUAAAGUUUUUAACAAAUCAUUCUAUAUUAAAAAAAAAUGGUUGAAAAAUUAUAUCUUAAAAACUAGAUUACAAAACUAGCCCUUCACAAAAUAACAAUAUCUUGGCAAGUUCUUGUUUUCUUUUUUUCACUAAAGAAUGAAAAAAUACAAUACAAAUACCGAAAACGCUACUAAUCCGGCUACUGCUUUGAUGUACAUGGAUUUGCUAUUCAAAUAUGCAGCAUCCUU